This is a messenger RNA of Anas platyrhynchos (mallard), 4667 nucleotides long. It is a transcript of the gene SUSD5, whose product is annotated as sushi domain containing 5. NCBI's taxonomy places the organism in Eukaryota, Metazoa, Chordata, Aves, Anseriformes, Anatidae. Gene Ontology annotation, biological process: cell adhesion; Notch signaling pathway. Gene Ontology annotation, molecular function: hyaluronic acid binding. The record is from RefSeq and is a predicted model, not a curated record.
GAAGACUCCUGUUUUGACCUUUGGUUCCUUGUACCCUUUCCAAACCUGGGAUGUGAAGUAGCAGGAUGAACAAUUCCCAUCUCCAGCGAAGCUCUGCUGUUAUGGUCCAGUGCCAUCAGUGCCGUUUGCCACCUUACCUUACCCCUCGCCUGAAGAUCAUCACUCUUGCCGUGGCAGACCCUGACCUGCGACCCUAAGCAAUACGCUGCUGUCUGGUUUCACAGUGCAGAGCGAAAACACUCCCCCACUCACAAACCCAUCCCUCCAUGUACAGCUAUAUCCAGAAACUCCCUGCUUACCAGCGCCAGCUACCUAGCUGCCCUUCUCCUUCCAGCCAAGGAUUUCUCCUGGUUGUGGCUUGUCCUGUCCCCCUUUUCUCUCCCUCCCAGCUUUUACAUUUCUUGCGCUGCGUUUACCAACAGGGCAAUGUGACUUUUCACACUUCUCUCACUGACUUUUCUCAGUCCUCGCUGCCCUGCCGACUGGGCUGGGCAAAGCCUCUCCCCAGCCCCAGCUGACCAGACAUCUCCCCCCACCUUCCCCUCCCCUUCUCACCAGCCAAGCAAAGGAUUCCUCUCUCCCUCCCUCUCCCUUUCUUUUUCCACCCCUCCUACCUUCAGUGCAAACCCAAGACGCAGGAUCCCGCCGAGGGAAAGCAGCUCCUUGAAAUCAUCACUGCUGCCCCUGCUGCUAACAUGCAGAGGAGGAGGGAGAAAAAGACUCCACAGCCACUCUCCUGCAGCUGGGGGCUUCGCAGCGGGGUGAUGGCUUCGGGCUCUCGGAGAUUAUCUCUCACCUUCGUCCGGGGCGUGGGAUCUGUCUUCUUCAUCCUUCAGAUCAUCUCUGUACGGGCUGAUGGGAAAGUGUUUGCACUUGAGUCGAAGAACAACUCUCAGGGUCUGGAUUUAGCUGAAGCUGACAAAGCUUGUGUUGCCGUGAAUGCUCACUUAGCAACUGCAGAAGAACUGAAAAGAGCUGUUGUGGACUGUUCCUUCACUGGCUGCACCACAGGAUGGCUUGCUGAUGGCUCCGCUGGGACAAUUAUAUGCAGAAAGACGGGCAGCAAACAGCAGAGCGUGAAAGCCAUUGAUGUUAAAAUUGAAACCGAUCCCUUUGUGAAUGACCAAUAUGAUGCUUUUUGUGUAAAGGAUGAAGACAAGCCAUGCGGGGACCCGCCAUCCUUCCCUCACACCAUUCUGCACGGCCAUACUGGCUUUGAAAUGGGGGAUGAGCUGCUGUAUGUUUGUGCUCAGGGGUACGUCAUGGGCAACAAGGAGGCGGCAUUCACGCUGCUCUGCGACACUUGCGGGGAGUGGUACGGGCAGGUUCAGGCCUGUGUCAAAGAUGAAACGGAGGCACACAUUGACUAUGAAGAUAAUUUUCCUGAUGACAGAUCAAUACCAGUUGUUGAGAAUGAACAUGCCAAUGGCAAAGAGGAAAUUGAGCAGGAACAAGAACAGCCUUCUUUCAGUAAGAAUUCAGAGGAAAGUACCAGAGAGGUUACUCAGGACACACAUACUCCUGAAAAAGGAAGCAGGGUACCAACUGAAUCCCCUGUUUCACUCCUAAGCCAAAAAAAUUUGUUUUGGUUUCCAUCAGAGGCUUUCAGUGAGCCUGAAUCAGAGAAAGAGACAGAUGAUUCUACUAAAGUACAGUUUUCUGAGGGUGAUAACUAUAUUGGAGUGAAGACAGUCUAUGAUGAACCUGGUGCAAAAAUGUUUUAUGACAGUGAGGACUUCCCCAUUGGACCCAUUCUCACAAACAAUGAUACAAAGGCAGAGAUAGACAGAGUUGCCAUUACUGAUGAGUCUUGGUUAGAUGGCUAUCCUGUAACACAAGUGGUAGAGGAUGAUGAAGAGGAGGGGGAUAAAGCUGAUGGAUCGAUGGGAACAGAAGAAGAUAUUGUCCUCACAACUGACCAACCAAAUCAUGUUGAAGUUAGAAAAUUGGGCAAUGGUAGCCCAGUUCCAGAGGAAGGUUUAACACAAAUUGUGGCAACAACGAGGAUAGAUGAUGAAGGGGCCAAAGAGACACCAGUACCACCUACAUCAGUGAGUGGUCUGGAGGACUUCAGUGUGAGCAGAGGUUAUGAUGAUGUCGCAUGGGACCACCCAACUACAUCUCUGGAAACUGUGACUCAGGAGCCCGAUACAACAAUGCUGUUGGACAUAAGCAGCCUAAAAACAUCCACGUCAGAAACCUCUAUGAUGGUCAGCCCCUUUGAUCACACUACCUAUGAAGCAAAAGGAACAACAGCCUACCCGACGCAAGUAGCAACCACGGCACCAGCUCCAAAUAUCAUUACUGACACAUCACCCCAGGAAUUAGCCGAGCAAGAAAAUCUCACCCAGGGCCUUGGAGAAAACCCUGUCCCCACUUCUGAACCUUGUGAGGGAGAGGGUUGCCCCAAGUCAAGUAAAGGUGCUAUCAUAGCGGUAAUUGUGAUUCUUCUGUGCUUGUUUCUGGUUGCAGCUGUACUGGCUGUGUGUUUUUUCAAAAAACGGCAGCAGAAAAAUUCUAUCUAUAAACUAAAUGGAAGGUGUCAACCCAGGCAUCACUGCUACCACCACUACCACCACCAACACAUUGAAAUGCAGAAAGUCUAACCAGGGGUCUUUGGGGAGAGAUGCUGAUAUCAGAAGAAAAACAUACUGAUGCUAGAAGGAUCAAAUGACUCUUGGAUACUAAAAUCCAGCAGUGCAGAAAGCAGAAAACAAAACAAAACAAAACAAACAAAACAAAACAAAAACAAACAAACAAACAAAAACCAACAAACUAAAAGAACACAGAAGACAGAAAAGAUUUCAUCUGAUUGAAAUCACAGUUUAGCAUAUCUGACCUUUCAGAGCUAAAUAAUGUAAAUUAUGUUUUUAUCACAAGAGUCUUUGGGAGACAUCAGCAGGGCAUGGUUUGCUUGCUAGUACACCUACAAUUUGUUCCUCUUUUACAUUUUGCUCCUAUUAAUUGAUUAAUUGAUUAAUUGAUUAAUUUUUGUGUUACCUGGUUAUAAUCUAAUGGCAGGGCUGGUCAGGCCUCCUUGGACUAUUCUCAGUGGAAUGGGGAAAGAAGGAGGAAUGGAGGGGAGAAGGAUGUUUUUGGAGCAACCACACAUUUGCUGUUCGUUCCUUUUUGAGAACCUGACCAAGUUUGUCAGGAUAAACCACCAUAACAAAUUAUUGCUUGACAUGUCUUUAAAAGAAAAACUAUUUGCUACCAUACUUUAAUGGAUAGUAUUGCAAUGAUUACUAAGGUACUUUUCUUCAGUGUAAUGAAUUUAACAAGCCAAAAGUGUUGGAUUGCUAUGAUAUUUUUAUGGAAGGUGUUCUUUUAGCCUUAGUGAAGAAGUGCCAUUCUUAUACUAACCUUUUAUAGAAAUGAUGAUGCCUCCCUGGAAUUCAGAGAAUACUGCAAAGGCCAUAUUUCCUUUAAUGUCAGCAGGAGAGGAGUCAGAGCACCAUUGAUUUCAGGUGUUAUAAUGUCAUAUUACAGAACAGACAUUGAUGAAGUACCUUGCAGGGGAACCUAAUCUGAAGCCAGUCGCUUUUCUGAGCAUGAUAGCUACUGACCAAGAUUUUGAGUUUUAAUUCACAGCCAGUAGUACGUCUGGCAACCGAAGCUACAUGUAAUAUUUCUGCCAUAUGAGUUCUGUGAAAUGACUGAUUUUCACCAUUCUGCUCUUUCGUCAGCUGAAGAGGUGUCUGGGAUGGGCAACGACUGAUGAUGGGAAAUGGGCAACUGUUUUGAAUGCUGCUUUUUGUAGUCUUAAAGGUAAACUUCGGAAAGAGAGAAAUUGCAUCCACUUGACAAAAUGCAAAAAGUUGACUUUUAUACUGGGUGUUUGCAUGAAAACAUAGAGGCUUUUCCAACAGCAUGUUACAUGUCAAACAGUUUUGAAAAUAACUGUGGAUAUAGAGGAAGAUGGAGGAAGAUGUUUUCUAGAAUCCCUUCAAACAGUUCUGGUGUGUUUAGUAUGAAAUAUUCUUCCUUAACUUUCUGAAUGAAAAGGAGAAAGACUGACAACUCUGAAUAAUCUGCAGGUCAGAAAUGAAUUCAUCUGCCACUAUGUUGUACAACCUUAGCCAAAAUGCUCAAGCAGUUCAACACAUCAAAAUACUGGAAUAAUAAAAGGUGACUCGGUGGAGCCCUCCCAAUUUCAUGAUCUGCCUUGAGUCACAGUAGCAAUCACCUCUAACUCCAUGGAAGUUAGUUAACUUUAUGAAAUGGAGUGCAGAAUUUGGCCCGUCAGGCAUCAAUGCAUGCAUCCAUCAAUCAAUCCCAAUGCUGGUAAGGAAAACAAAGAUUUUUUAAAUGACAGAUACACAAUAUCUUGGAGAAUUUGUCUUCAGCAUGUUAAGAGUUAAACCUAAUUGCCUGGAAAAAGCCACAAUAAUUAAAGAACAACAGAAAAACUGUACAGAUUUGUAAAUACUGUGUUCUCUGACAUAUGCAUGACUAUAUGCUUUUAAUGCAUUCUAAAAUAUGAAAUAACCUAGAUUUUAUGUUGUAAACAAUUUUUUUUUUAUGCAGCAGUUUUUAAAAAACAAUGGAUUUAGUACUAAGGAACUUUAUGGAGACUGUUAACUAAAAUAUACUGUGUUUAAUCUUAUGGAAAUAUGCUGAAAAUGAACACAGGAACAUCCAUUAAAAUAUUGUUUAAAUGAAAGAUA